ACACACACACACCCUCACACACUCUGUGCUGCACAGUCGCGUGCUCAGAUUGGAAAGGGUGCACAUUGUGUUUUUUCCCCCCUCUUUCUCUCCAAAGUGCGGGAUAACUGAAGGGAGAAAAUGGUGCCAAAGAGCUCGGCUUUAUUCCUCACACUGUUUAUCUGUUGCUUCACUCAGGAAGUUGGCGCCCAAGUGUCAUUGGCUAUGGAAGACGUCGUCGAAGUGUAUAAAGGUGAUACAGCCAUCAUCCAAUGCCAGUACAGCUUUGCUCAACAUCCCAACAUGGUCAUGGUGCAAUGGUUUGUGCGUGGACCUGGAGGUAGAAGAGUGAGGAUCUCGUACAGCGACCUCACCAUGCAGAAGGUGGACGAGAAUACGACCUACACGGACCGCAUCAGCAUCGUAGGGUACCCAAACGGCGAGAACCUGACCAUCGUGGACGCCACGCUCUCGGACGAGAGGGAGUUUUUCUGCCAGGUCAACGGCCUCGCUGCUGGCACCGGAGAGGGCAGGACCAACCUGAAGGUUUUCAACCCCCCAGAGCCUCCUAUAGUAGAAGCAGUGUAUUCUGGAGUUUCAACCACCAAUCCAUUACCGUCAAAGGUUGCAACUUGCGAAACAAGAGAAGGCUUCCCCAAGCCAAACAUCACCUGGUAUCGCAAUCAUCAGCCGCUGGACCCCAAAAAUGGCCAGGUGAACGUGGUUACCCUGGUGACCAAGGGGCCCAGCGGACUGUACACGGUGGAGAGCGAGCUCCAGUAUAAAGUUGCAAGGGAAGACGAAGAGUCUGUGUUCUCAUGCGAGGUCAGCUAUCACGUUCCCGGUGCAAUCCGAACGGCCGAGUCCAGAGGCGUCAACGUCACGGUGCACUACCCAACAUUGAACGUGGAGAUGUGGAGGGAUUCGCCCAUGGGCCUGGUCAAGGAGGGGGACACGGUGGAGAUCCGUUGCCAGGGCGAUGGCAAUCCCCCGCCGACCUUCACUUUCAGCCGAGAACAAGAGCUGGACGUUGGUCUGGAGGCUGAAGGCAACCUGCUGCUUCUGAAGGAUGUGACGCGCAGAGACAGCGGCGUAUAUAAGUGCCAGACUCUGGACCUGGACUCUGAGGAUUCUGACGUAGGGGCGAGCUUGCAGCUUGCCGUGAACUAUCUUGACCCAGCUGUGGUGAUUCCCAAAGACUCAGAGAUCAUGCUGAAGGGAGAGAGUCUGACAGCCACAUGUAACGCUUUGUCCUCCCUAGAGACAUCCACUGUGUGGUUUAAGGACGGUGUAGAGAUAAGACGAGGACAUGUGCUGCAGCUGCAGGAUGCUUCCUUCGACACGGCCGGACGUUACGAAUGCGAGGUGACCGUUCCCACCAUACCGGGCCUGCACACCAGCGGAUCAGUGCAUAUAAUCGUGCACGGCGCUCCUGAGCUGAGGGAUGUGGAGAGGGAGGUGCCCAUGAUGGAGAGAGUGGGAAAGUGGCUGAACCUGACCUGCGAAGCGAGAGGUUUCCCUCGACCGGUUAUUACCUGGAACGUUACUGGCAGCCCUAAUUCACGUGAGGUGCUGAAGAAAGAGACAGAGGAUGUUGUCCAAAGCGUCUUGACUCUGAAGGUGACCAUGGAUACGGUUGCUAUGUGCAGCGCAACAAACGUGAUGGGUGCAGACACCAAGAACUUCACCAUCACGAGCAUUCCUAUCGUAACCCCGACAGCGAGGAAGGAUGCAGUCGAUAACAGCGGCGUGAUGAUCGUGAUCAUAAUCAUCAGCCUUCUCCUCAUAGCCAUCUUGGGCAGCGUGCUGUAUUUCCUGCACAAGAAGGGCAAACUGCCUUGUGGACGUUCCGGCAAACAGGAAAUCACCAAAGAGACGACCAACAAGGAUAACAUUGUGGUGGAGAUGAAGGCGGAGAAGACAGAGAAGACGGAGAAGACGGUACUACUGAAGGGCGUCAAUGGCAACAACAAACCACCAAGCGACCAGUAAAGUACACUGACCUGCACAAAUAACCUGUGAAACCAAGAAAGAUGUCCAUUCACUGUCCCUUUACAACACAAGAAUCGAGAGAUACGAAUAACGUCUGCCGGAACAGGAGGACCUCGUCUUCUCCGUCCGUUCGCGAGCUCUGCUAAUUCCUGAUUGGACGUAUCGAACUAAAGUGAGCUCCUUCAGCCAUGCCAGUUUUUUAAUACUUCUGUUUUAUGAUUUGUCUUGUUUUUUUCCCCCCAAAACACAGUAAUUCUCAACCACCUGAGGAACUCAAUGUCACAUUGUCUCAAUGUAUGACGUUUAUAACCUUUUCAAAAAAAAAGUGUAUAUAGUAUAUGUAAUAUUAAGCGACUUGAAUUUUACAGCAAAUUGAAAUUGGCCAAAUUUUCUAGAGAAUCUGCUAAUCGAAAAAUAUCAUUCAGCUGAAAGGUCAGAAUAAUGAAAAAUGGUGGGAUUUUCGUAUUAAAGAAGGCUUUGUCAAACAGUAUUUCUAUAAACUGUACAACAGCACCAUAGAGUAAGCAGGACCAGUACAACACAUGUACAGAAAUAAUCACAUUCCUCAACCAUUUUCUUUCGCAGUAGUGUCACAUAGUUCUCAUUUAAAGCUCAUAGUAACUCACUCACAAAGAGUCAAAUCAGGUUCGAUCCUUUUGGCCGAUAAAAGAAGCCGAUCCUCGUACUGACCAAUAAACUGUACACGAGAUUGUAGAGCCAGACAUCACUUUGGAGGUUUGUUUUUGUCGCUCAGAGACUACUGCUUUUGUAAAUAUCGUCAGCAGACUAAACUGUAGCUGCGUUUUGACUGCUGAGGGGAUUCACAGCUCCCUCUUUUUCUCUGCCUCACGUUCAUCAGCCGCAGCGUCUGAUCGUUCAGUCAUAACGUCCAUGUUUGUUACACUGAGACUUCUUUUUCUUUUGUGUGUAUGUACGCUUGUUCAUGUUUGCUCAAAAGGAACGUUGAUAUCGAUACGUUUGUUUUGUCUCCUCAAACCACCGUGGAUGAGUCGUGGGAUUAUCAAAAAAGAUGUAUAGGUUUAUGUUAACCUCAAGCGAGGGUUUGUCCUUUUAUUUUAGUGGCCUGAAGGCUGAAUUGGAUAAGAAGCGAUUAUUGUUUAUUCGUCUUAAAUCCGAGUCUGCUGUUCUGUUCUGCUGUUUUAUUUUAAUAUUUAUGUUAAUAAAUGUGGUUUCCAAGGCUAAUCAGAUAGCUGCAAGCUUCACUUAUUUGCCUUGUAUCACCGCAACACAAAAUAUCUGAAGCAAAACUGCUGUAUAUGUGAAAGUUUCUGUUAUCUUUUAUGGAAACCAGUUCAGAUGUUAAUAUAAAGCCUAGUGCUUUGAUCUUUUAUAAAGAUCCACCUUUCAUCAUCCCACAAUCGCCAGCCAUUUAACCUUCUCGUGAUGGAUUGCACGCUUUAUUUUGGCCUCACAUCCUGUUAUACCUGGAAUACACAAAAUGAUAGGUCCGCUUGAAUUUUGUAACUUAACCUCCAGCAAAUGUUCCAGCAGAAGGAAAACCAAACAGCUAUGAAAGCAUUGUUUAAAUUCUCUGGAUUCUUUCGACUCUUUCAACAAACAUCCUCCUAGACUACUAAAUAUCGUGAAGUGACACGUCUCAUCCUCACGGCUCGACAAGACAAACCGGAUGUGUAUAUAAACCUGUUCACCUGUGCGGUCUCAUUGUUUUUGUAGUAAUGUUAUAGUUCUGCUUAUGUGUGUAAAUUAAGAACAUGUGGUUUGAUGCUUGUGUUUUUUUAUACACUGUAAUUUUCAUUUUGUUUUUUGCAUAAACAAUGCCAAAUAAAGAUAUGUUACACUCUAAA
Messenger RNA from Hemibagrus wyckioides, 3797 nucleotides. RefSeq names its product melanoma cell adhesion molecule a (gene mcama). The transcript has 16 exons. Bases 121 to 1971 code for a protein of 616 amino acids. Gene Ontology annotation, cellular component: plasma membrane. The record is from RefSeq and is a predicted model, not a curated record. Gene Ontology annotation, biological process: angiogenesis. Lineage: Eukaryota; Metazoa; Chordata; Actinopteri; Siluriformes; Bagridae.